Cladocopium goreaui is the source of this 541-nucleotide messenger RNA. The record is from the annotation of a GenBank genome assembly. Lineage: Eukaryota; Dinophyceae; Suessiales; Symbiodiniaceae.
ACAGCUUCGCGAACAGCAACUGAAGAAUGAGGCCAUCGCUGCAUCCAGGGACCACUUCAAGCGCAAGGUGGAAGACCUCUGCAGCCGCCUGGGUGGAACGAGUGGAACGAGAGCUGGAACGGCCCAAACUCAACCAACUACCUCUGCUGGAACACCCCAAGGCCCAGAUCUUGUCUCGGCGCUGCGACAGGUACAGGAAGAUCUGGCGAAAUUGGCUGAUUCCUGGACUGAGACGCCAAAGAGAACGCCGGCUUCGGCAAGGUCAACGCAGGCCACACCUGAGUCAACGCAGAAACUUAUUGCAAUGCGAGGUCACGCAGCGCAGGACCCCGUCCGGCAAGAGCAACACUUGGCCUGGCUAUGUAGCCAGCGCCAUGAGCUGCUGGAGAGUGGACUUUAUGGGAGCGGAGAUCCUGUUCUGCAGGCACUAGAGCUGAAGAUUGCUCAGGCUGAGGCUCAGCUGAGGGCCGUGAAAGGUGCUGAGCGGAGGUAAACAUCUCCUGCGGUAUCCAUGUAGCUAAUAUAUUGCCUAACAUUUUAG